This is a messenger RNA of Mugil cephalus (flathead mullet), 6958 nucleotides long. Its product is annotated as nuclear receptor coactivator 3-like. Gene Ontology annotation, biological process: cellular response to hormone stimulus; positive regulation of transcription by RNA polymerase II. The record is from RefSeq and is a predicted model, not a curated record. NCBI's taxonomy places the organism in Eukaryota, Metazoa, Chordata, Actinopteri, Mugiliformes, Mugilidae. The coding region runs from base 451 to 5220 and encodes 1589 amino acids. The transcript is spliced from 23 exons. Gene Ontology annotation, molecular function: nuclear receptor binding; protein dimerization activity. Gene Ontology annotation, cellular component: nucleus.
UAUUUCUCAGCACGACUGCGCUUUCUCUUUGUUGGCGUCUGUUAGAGGUGGGUCACGUGACGCGCCGCUUCCCACAGCACUAACUAACAUCUGAGGCGAAGCCGAGAAUAACAUUGUAGCGUUUCCCUUAAGUAUUGUGCGGUUUUUGUAAAUCAUCCUGAAAAGAUGGCGAUUUAUUUAGGUUCAUGCACCGAAAGCCGUUUGAAACGUCCACGCUUUGGUGUGGUCUGACAGCUUAGCUGUAGCUCACAGUCCAUGCAACUUUUUUUUUAUUUGUGGGGUUUUUUUUGUGUCAGCUUGGAUUCAACAAACCAAUGGCUGCAGAAUAAAAUUUCCCACAGAGACGCUGUUGACACUGUUGGGGAGAUGUCGAGACAUUGAAGUGACACUAGACCCUGAAUGGAGUUUGACUGGGGCUUGUUCUGGGAAAGGUGCUGAUAUGCGCUGAAGAUGAGUGGCGUAGGAGACAACUCAUUGGAGCCGCUGUGCUCAGACCGCAAACGUAAACUGUCCACCUGCGACACACCAGGCUUAGGGUGUGACAAGCGUCGGAGGGAACAGGAGAGCAAGUACAUCGAGGAGCUAGCUGAGCUCAUCUCUGCCAACCUCUCCAACAUUGACAGCUUCAACGUCAAGCCUGAUAAAUGUGCCAUCCUCAAGGAGACCGUGAGGCAGAUCAGACAAAUCAAAGAGCAAGGAAAAAACUCUUGCAAUGAUGACGAUGUUCAGAAGGCGGAUGUGUCCUCCACUGGUCAAGGGGUCAUUGACAAAGACCAUCUGGGACCGCUGCUCCUACAGGCCUUGGAUGGCUUUCUGUUUGUGGUUAACCGAGAGGGCAGCAUUGUAUUCGUGUCAGACAAUGUGACACAGUACCUGCAGUACAAGCAGGAGGAGCUGAUUAACACCAGCGUGUACACCAUCAUCCACGAUGAAGACAGAGAGGAGUUUCACAAGAAUCUACCCAAGUCUAAUGCACCAAAUGGAGCAUCAUGGGGUGGAGAGGCACCACGUCAGAAGAGCCACACCUUCAACUGCCGCAUGCUGGUGAACUGUGGUCAGAGUCAUGGGUUGUCAGAAGAGAGGCCUAUGCGCUAUGAGACCAUGCAAUGUUUUGCCCUCACGCAGCCCCGGGCUAUGAUGGAGGAGGGAGAUGAUUUGCAGUCGUGUAUGAUAUGUGUGGCACGACGCAUCACAGCAGUAGAGAGGACGGAGAGGUUCAGCACCCGCCACGAACUGUCUGGUAAACUGAUUGAAAUUGAACAGCAGAGCACUCUUCACACCACUAUGCGUCCAGGCUGGGAGGACCUGGUGAGACGCUGCAUGCAGAUGUUCCUCAAUCGAAGCGAAGGACAGCCGUGGUCCUACAAACGCCACUAUCAAGAUGCUUUCCAUAAUGGCCAUGCGGAGACACCCUUCUACCGCUUCUCACUCUCUGAUGGCACCCCAGUCACAGCCCAAACGAGGAGUGACCUCUGCAGGAAUCCCAACUCAAAUGAACCACACUCUUUCCUGUCUACACACUUGCUUCAAAGGGAUCACAAUGGUUAUCGUGGGAACCAGGCUGGGACCAUGAGGCCUCAAAACAUGGGCAUGAACAACCCCAACCAACAGAUGAACAUGGGGCCAGGAGGUGGCAUGGGCAUGAACAGGGGCUACGGCAUGGCUGAACAGGGAAACAUGCCACAGAGAGGAGUGCCUCCGUACUCUGGGGGAGGUCGUAUGAAUCAAAUGAAUCCCAUGCAUCAGAUGAACCCUGUGCAUCAGAUGAAUCAAAUGAAUUCCAUGCAUCAGAUGGGCAACAUGGGUCAAAUGAAUCAGAUGAAUCAAAUGAAUUCCAUGCAUCCAAUGAACUCCCCCAUGAACUCGCUGAAUCAAAUGGGCUCCAUGAACCAAAUGAAUCAGAUGGGUCACCACGGAAUGCAUCAGCAGCCGCCGCAGCACCAUCAGCAGCAGAUGGGCCAGUUCCAUGGAGCUGGAGGUGGACUUGGAGGUGGAGGGUAUGGGAUGGGAAUGACCAGUCCUACCCAGGCCAGUCCAGGGAUUAAUGGUCCUCCACAUAAUGUCAUGAGUUCACCCAGAGUUCGAGGAAGCCCCAAGACGGGUUCCAGCCCCUUCUCUCCUGGAGGUAUGAACUCUCCGAUGAGCUCCACUCAUUCUGGUAACUCAGGAGGUGGAGGUACCACCUUCUCCAGCAGCUCAUUGAAUGCUCUCCAAGCCAUCAGUGAGGGAGUGGGCAAUCCAAUGCCCUCCCCACUCACCUCUCCUGCUCCUCAUAAACCUGAUUCCUCCCCGAGCAUCAACUCCACCAAUCAGACGGCAGGUGGGCCCUGUAAACCAGGCCUACCAGCCUACUCUGACUCUAAGAGCCCAGGCAGGUCACUAGGGGCUGGUGGAGAGCCGCAGUCUCAGCAGCACCCACACACCCCCACCAGCGAGAGCCCUCCUGACAAGCCAGACAGCCAAGCCAGUGGAGAGGCAGUUCUAGGUGGGGGAGAGCCCAACCGUCGCGUCCCAGACAAGUCCCACAAGAAGCUACUGCAGCUACUCACCUCCCCUACAGAUGAGCUGGUGCCACCUAAUCACACGGCAAACUCCGGGCCCAGCUCCACCCCUGAAGCUAAAGAUGGAACUGCUGGAGUCACCAGUCCUUCCUCCUCAACAGGAGUGUCCUCCUCCACAAGUGGGAAUCAUGGCGUUGGGUCAUCCUGUGGUGGCACAGGGCAUUUGACAAGUCAGUCACUGCAGGAGAAGCACAAGAUCCUCCACAAGCUCCUACAGAACGGCAACACACCUGAUGAAGUGGCUCGCAUAACGGCUGAGGCCACCGGGAAGAGCAGCUUGGAUUCAGGAGCGCCAGAACCGGGGACCGCUGCCACUGGAGGCGCAAGGGGAUCAGAAUCUAAGCAGGAGCAGCACAGCCCUAAGAAGGAGAAACCUCACGCCCUUCUUCACUACCUCCUCAAUAAAGAUGAUUCUAAAGAGGGUGGAGAUAUUAAGCCAAAGCUAGAGGAUAUGGAUGGGAGAGGAGCCCAGGGGGCAGGGGUCACCAGCUCUGAGCCCCUCGGCAUGGACAGCAAGGUGAAGCUGGAGCCCUCUGAUGAGACGGAGACCCUGGAGACCAUUCUUGGCGUCCCCAGGAACAGCUCUAGUUUCUUCCCUGAACCAGACUCCAGAGCUGGAAAAGAAGUUGGAAACAAACAGGGGAAUAUUCCUGACAGUUUACAUGAUGGAGAGAGAGUUCCCAUGCUUCCAGUUCAGCGUGGUGCCUAUCACAGAGCCUUGUCCAUGGAUUCCAAGCCCAUGUGUGGAGAUGGACCGGUAGGAGGUGGACUGGCUACAAGAAGGAAUGCUCCCUGUCCCACACUGGUCAAACAAGAGAACAUAGAUGUUCCUAUUCGAUCUGGAGCUAUGCCCAAUGGCUUUCCUGGAGGCAUGGGUGUGUGUCCACCACGGGGCAAUCCAACAAGAGCUAUGGGUAGAGGUAUGGGUAUUCAUCAGCGCCCACCAAUGGCAGGGCCAGGGGACUGGGGAAUGCCGAGGUCCAGUGGCAGCCCUGUGGCUGGACCAGGACACCCAGGCAUGGGUCGCUCCGGUCCGAUGGGAGGACCCAUGAUCAGCCGAUCUAACAGUGCACCUGGAAACACCAGAUCCAUGUUGCAGCAACAACUUAUGGAUAUGGGUACCAGUGAAGCUAAUAUGAGGAUGAGCCCAUUUGGUGGACACGGACCACCACCUCAGUCGCCCUCCUGGCCAGACUCUGCCAUGGGAAUGGACAGACCACCGGGUAACACAAACAGGGACCAGUUUGCACACCCUCUGGAUGAGCUGCUGGGGCCUCUGGCCAAUAGCGAGGGCCCGAGUGAUGAACGGGCUCUUCUGGACCAGCUUGACUCUCUGCUCAACACUGCUGAUGUCAUCGCUCUGCAGGAAAUAGACCGAGCCCUAGGCAUCCCUGAAAUAGUCGGCCAGUCCCAUGGACCUGAAGGGCACCAGCAGGGCAAGGAUCAAGGCCAAGGCCCACCAUCAGAGCCUUUCCCAGGGAUGGACACCUCCAUCGCAGCAGAGCAGAAAUCCAUGUAUGGCCAAGGCUACCCUGGGCCCCCGGGGCCUCCUUCCAUGGGAAUGCAACCUGGUUAUGGCGGCAAUGCGAUGCAAGGCCAGGCUCCUGGAGGCUUCAGCCCCAUGAUGAAUCAGAUGGGCCAGACAGGGGGCUUCCCUAUGGCAGGCAUCGGGGGUAUGGGCAACCCUCGCGCAAACAUGACAAGACCUCGCAUGAUGACUGCCACUAAGCCUCUUCGACUGCAACUACAGCAGAGACUACAAGGACAGCAGUUUAUGAACCAAACACGGCAAGGCAUAAAGAUGGAAAAUAACCCUGGAGGGAACCCGGCCAUGCGUCCAGGUAUGCAGUCAGGCAUGCAGCCAGGCAUGCAACCUGGCAUGCAACCUGGCAUGCAACCAGGUAUGCAGCCCGGCAUGCAGCCUGGCAUGCAGCCCGGCAUGCAGCCAGGCAUGCAGCCCGGCAUGCAGUCUGCAGGAAUGAGUGGUCAGCCUGGUUUUUUGAAUGCCCAGAUGAUGGCUCAGCGCAACAGGGAGAUGAUGACGACCAUGCAGCUGCGAAGGCAGCGGAUGAUGAUGCUUAUGCAACAGCAACAACAACAGCAGCAGCAGCAGCAACAGCAGCAGCAGGGUCAGGGGCCAGCAGGAGCCUUUAGCCCUCCUCCGAAUGUCACAGCUCCAGGUGGCAUGGACAGCCCGAUGGGAGGGCCCCCCAUGAAUCAACCAGGGCAACAGGGUUUCAACUAUGGAGGUAACUAUGCAGGAAUGAGCCAGCAGGGGGACCCAUCAUUCAUGCCUCCAGGAAGCAGCCCACCAGCAAAUAUGAUGCAAGGACGAAUGGGAGGUCCUCCACAGACCACCAUGAUGCCAGGGAUGCAGGGGAAUCCACAGGCUGGACACAUGUACCCACCUGGAGACAUGAAAGGCUGGCCACAGGGUGGCAUGCCGCGAAACACCUCAUACCCCCAACAGCAGUUCCCUCAGCAGGGCAGCCAGGGCCAGUUCGGACCCAUGAUGAUGAACAACUCCAUGGGUGGACCAGUCGGUGGGUCUGGCGCCGGGCAGAUGGCUCAAAUGCCAGGACAAGUGCAGGGCCAAAUGAGCAUGAACCCUAUGGGAAUGGGCAGAAUACCAAUGGGACCUGAUCAGAAGUAUUGCUGAGCACCUGUGGCUGACUGCAGACUCUGGACCCUUUCAGUAAUGGCAGAGCCGACCGGACCAGAAAAGGAGCUGGACACACACACACAGGGACACACACACUGACUGUUCGAGUCCCCCCCUCCACCCCCAGUAUAAAAUGUGACGCAGAAAUGUGACUCGGCGCAGUACACUGUUUGCCCUGGAGAAAGCGGGGCUACAUGGACAACAUGUGUGAGGUUUCAUCCUGAGCUGAAGCCUUGCACGCGUGCACAAACUAAAAACUGUGUGCGCUCGUUUGUGUGCGACCGACACGAAACUCUGAGGCAGUAUUCAGCGACACGGCCAGGCUACACAACUGGACUACGGUACGACUGGCUGUGGCUGCACUUUACCUGGAAGCUUCUGCGCGGAACAAAGAUUGAUGCAAUAUUUCUUCAUGAUUACAGCCUUACUAGAGAUUUGAUGCCUUCGCAACAAUGGGUUUUUCUUUUUUGUCUUUUCUUAUCCUUAGGAUGUCCCUUCGUUCUUAAGUCAUGGGAAGCUAUAAGCACACAGUUUACGAUGUUAUGCAGAUUGGAGCAAUAACUCUCGCCUCUAUGCUUUAGACUGUAACUGAGCAUCAUAAUAAUCCCUGUCAUAAGCAAACAAACGGUACUGCAGUAUUAGAUGUCUCAAAUGUCCUCUGUGAAUAUGAAUUGUAAAUAUUCUACAAAAUAUAUCAAACAUGCUUUUUAAAGGGCCAGUCUUGCACAGAGUAUGAGACCUGGUUGUAUUUUUGUGUCCCAUAGGUCAAUACUGAUUUGGUUGAUUUUCUUUCUUCUUCUUCUUUUUUUUUUUUUUUUUUUUUUUUUUUUUAAAUGCUUUUGCAAAUGUUGCAGUUCGGUUUUCUGUUCCUUCGUUCGUCAUCUUCUGAAUGCAUUUUAAUUUUUCCCAUAACAUUAUGCGUUUCAUGUUUUAGCAAGGCACUUUUUACUUGUGACGAGUAUCGCGACGCGACGAAGGGUUCGAGCUUCGCCGCCGUCGGAGCUUUUAUUGGAAGGUAGGGGAGGUGAAUUCUGACGCAACAGGACGCAAAGACGCCGACCACGUAGAAUGACGGGGUUGACGGGAGGUGGGGACGCGGAUCCCUCGGCUCGACGACAAGCCUGGUCCCUGCGGUGUCGGCCCAGCAGCUCCGUCUGUCAAGUCUGUUUUUAUUCACAACACGUUCUUUUGACUGUUAUCAACUUGCUGAAUCUACCUUUUCAACAUGCGCAAUCCAAAGAUAUUUUUCCACACCUGUGUAUAGUUUCUGAGGCUUCUGGUGUACAUUUGUAUGACAUGUGUUAUAUUAUUCUGAUGGUAAAUGGGUACAUAUCAUGGAUGGUUCUGGACAUGGAAUAGGUUGUUCCACAGCGCGGAGAGGACUGGAAAAAACACUCAGCCACCGAGCAGAACGUUUUUACAUUCAGACAAAAAAAAGCAUGUUUUGCUGUGACAGAGAAAUACCAAUGGAAUGAAAUCCACUCUAAGACAUAUCAAUAUUUCAUCUAUUUUUUCAGGAAACGACUUCAUUUUAUGUCCAGACUUUGUUACUUCAGGAAAAAGGAACUUUUUGUCAAGUUUGGAUGAAGUGCAAAAAAAAAAAAGGCAAGAGAUGAUUUGGUUUGUUUUGUUUUUUUCUUUGUUUUGGAGCUGAGAUAAGCUGUCAUUUUACAGGAUGUAUAUUACAGAAUUUUUCUGUUGAUAUUGAUGUAAAUACAAAUUUCUAUUUAAACAA